This is a messenger RNA of Protobothrops mucrosquamatus (brown spotted pit viper), 1961 nucleotides long. RefSeq names its product tetraspanin 15 (gene TSPAN15). The record is from RefSeq and is a predicted model, not a curated record. NCBI's taxonomy places the organism in Eukaryota, Metazoa, Chordata, Lepidosauria, Squamata, Viperidae. Bases 1 to 888 code for a protein of 295 amino acids. Gene Ontology annotation, cellular component: membrane. The transcript is spliced from 8 exons.
AUGGCGGCGCAGGGAGACUCGGAGCAGGUUCGCUACUGCGCGCGCUUCUCCUACCUGUGCCUCAAAUUCACGCUCGUCAUUUACUCCACGGUGUUUUGGUUGCUAGGAGCGUUUAUCUUAGCUGUAGGCAUUUAUGCAGAAGUUGAAAGACAGAAAUAUAAAACCCUUGAAAGUGCCUUCUUAGCUCCAGCGAUCAUCCUUAUUCUCUUGGGCAUCGUAAUGUUCCUUGUGUCCUUCCUGGGAGUAUUGGCUUCUCUGAGGGACAAUUUACACCUUCUUCAAGCUUUCAUGUACAUUUUGGGCUUUUGUUUGCUCAUUGAACUAAUUGGUGGAGUUAUGGCCUUAAUUUUCCAAAAUAAGACAAUUGAGUUUUUAAAUGAGAAUAUUGGAAGAGGAAUUCAGAAUUACUAUGAUGACUUGGACUUCAAAAACAUUAUGGAUUUUGUUCAAAAGGAGUUUAAGUGUUGUGGUGGUGAAGAUUUUAAAGAUUGGUCACAAAAUCAAUAUCAUGAUUGCUCUGCUCCAGGACCAUUAGCCUGUGGAGUCCCAUAUUCUUGUUGUGUUGCAAAUAAGACAACGGUCAUUAAUACCAUGUGUGGAUAUAAAACGAUUAAUGAAGAGCGCCUGAGUGUUCAACAUAUCAUAUAUAUCAGAGGAUGUACAAAUGCUGUAUUCAUUUGGUUUACGGACAAUUAUGCCAUCAUGGCUGGAAUUUUGCUCGGUAUAUUGCUUCCACAGUUUUUUGGAGUGCUGAUCACUUUGCUGUACAUCACCCGAGUAGAAGACAUAAUUGCUGAACACAAUGACACACUGCUUCAAGGAAGGAGGAGACAGAGGGAGGAGGAUGAGCCAGCUGGAGCUGGGUGCUGUAUGUGUUUUCCUGAGUAACACCAGAUUGCCCUUUGAACAAGUCUAACAGUUAAUAUUCCCUUGCACUGCCUUGAAUGUAAACUUGAAUGUACUGUGAUUUGUAAAUAAUAGAUGACAAACGUCCUGACACUUUCCAGACAUCAUUAAUAGAAUAUAUCUCAUCUCUAAGUGUUCCUUAUUACAGCGAGAUUUGUUCCUAUGUUGGAAUCUGUUUGUUUUGUGAUGUCCCAAAAGACCUAGCCAGUUUCCUGGAGAGAAACUUCAGGAGAGAAAUAAUAAUGGAGAGAGACAUUCAGGAGAGAAAUAAUAAUUUAUUCUAAAGGUAAUUAUUAUAUACAAACUGACUUUAUACUCAAUUGGUCUACCUAAGAGUAUAUACCUGUAUAGCAAGGUGAAGUUAUAUAUUUUUUAAUUACUACUAAAAUAUGGCAAGUCAACCGGUGCAGGAAAUGUUUCACAAAUCCACAUCUAUUGAUUUCCCGCCAUAAGAUGAUUCUGUGACAGAAGCAACCCACACUUCUUUUUUUAUGGAAGGAUAAUAUAUCUGACUCCCUAUGUAUUAUUAACUGGGUUAAUUCUUGCUUUUCUAAAAACUUGGGCUUGCUCCAGUGUUGUUUUUAAAAUGAAUAUAAUUUUCAAGCUCCUCAUUACAUAAUCACCACUGCAAAUCAUAAUAUUUAAAUUUUCUGGGAAUAAUCUAAUGUGAAGUCUUGUGUGGGAGCCUAGGUAAACACAUUUAACUUUCCAAUUGUUUCGCUGUUGAUUCUUAGCCAAUGAAGUAUUUUAAGGAACUGAUUUUCAUUCUUGUGCAAUCAACUUUUUAUGCUGCUUCUAACAGAUAACUGGGAAUUUUAGAGGCCUUUGCUGUGUCUUUUGUACGUUCCUGAUCUAAUCCACCAGUGUGUGAUCAGUUAACUAAAAGCUGCUUAUUUUGAUGCCAAUUUUUAAAUUUCUGAUUUUUAACUGUAUGGAGUUUUGUGUGAAUCAUAUAUUUGAUAUCCCUAAUUAAUGUAUUUUUCUUCUGUUUCUGAGCAGAAUUCAGGGGUGUACAGAUGUACCACUGAAAAAUUAUAUUGUUUACAUGAAAAAUA